This is a messenger RNA of Camellia sinensis, 924 nucleotides long. The record is from RefSeq and is a predicted model, not a curated record. Lineage: Eukaryota; Viridiplantae; Streptophyta; Magnoliopsida; Ericales; Theaceae.
AUGGUAUUCCUCCGCAUCCAUUUAUUUCAGGAUAAUUUACAAAUCAGGCUCUCCAUUGGGUCACCCAUCUUGAUACGGAAUCGAGUUACUCUUCUUGGGAUGCCUCAUGUGCUCUGCAACUUCUCAACUUUUGUUGAUGUAUGGAAUGGUGAAAUUUUAUUGAAAUUUGAGAAUCAAGUAGUUCUUUACCAUCUAAAAGAUGGUAAAUUUAGGAAUCCUGAAAUACCUAACAUGUGUAACUGUCUUCCAAUGGAUACCUAUGUUGAGGGCUUAGUCUCGCUUGAUGGUAAUAAUUUGGGUUAUAGGCAAGAACAGUAUCAGAAGCUCGAGAAAGUGGAUGAGGUUGAGGAGACAAAGCUUCUGUUAAGAAUGGUUCCAAUCGCAGCUACCUUUCUUCUGUAUGGGGUAAUCAAAUCCAACAGAUUCGCGAUAUCUGCAGUGAAACCUCUGUAUAGGAUGGUAUUUGAACAACGAAUAGAGCGAAUGAAUGGAAGAUACUCAUCUGGAAUGAAGGUUGGUUUAGGAAUGCUUACCGCUUUGGCUUGUUGUAAAGUUGCUUGGUUAGUGGAGUAUAUAAGGCUAAAAUCUUUGAAAGAACACAGCUUGGUAGGUCAUCCCGAUGCCAUUGCACCAAUAUCUAUAUUUUGGCUCUCUCCACAGUUUGUACAGAUGGGAAUCAUGGAUGGAUUAGCUCGUGAUGGUAUGGAGGAUUUCUUAAAGUAUCAGGUUCCAGAGUCAAUGAGGAAGAGAUAUGUGCUCGUACUCACUGAAGUUGUGAUCGGAUGGGGAAAAAUACUGAACAUAGGGUUUAUUAUGAUAUUAGACGUGGUGCUCGAGAAGUUGAGAGUUGAAGAUGGAAGUUGGAUUGCAGACACUGUGAAUCAGAGCCGCUUGGAUCUUUUUUAUGCUGCAUUAGUGGUGUGA